AUGGUUAAAUGUAUAAUCGUUGGUUUUACAUCUGGGUACAAAAGUAACAUUGAAAAAGUGCACCAAUUUGGUGCUCCUAAAGAUUCUAAGUUACGAAGUGAAUGGCAAAGGUGUAUUCCUAGAAAAGAUUUUAUACUUAAAGAUAAUUCAUAUGUAUGUGAAAAACAUUUCAAGGAAGAAGAUAUCAUAAAGUAUUGGGAAUCUGGUUCAGUAAAGGUACUAUAUACUAAGUGGAAGCUUAAAGAGGGAACCAUACCUUCAAUUUUCCCGGGUCCUUCAUAUUUAUCUAAUCUAAAAAAACAUCGGAAGUUGCCUGCUGUUCGUCAUGCAAUUACACCAAAAAGUAAAUUUAGUAAUGAAAAUUCUGAAGAUUGCAUUAAUAAUUGUUCAAUAAAACAAGAAUCUUAUCUUAUAGAAGAUAAUUUGUAUAAUAAGUUAGCCAACUUCCAAUGUAGUCCAUGGGUGAAAUUACCUAUGACAGUAGAAAAUACAGAUAUAUGUUUUGUUAUUUUUAUUGCAAACUCUAAUUCAGUACCCACUGUUGAAAGAAGUAUACAAGUCAAUAAGCAAGGUCAAGUGUCUUAUGCUGUCAAUGGUAAACUUAUUGAUAUAACAGAACACGGUAUUGAAGUUGCAAAAAACAUUGAAGAUUUUUCAAAUAAUAUUAAAAAGUUUGAAUCAAUAAGAUUAUGUUAUGGUAGUCCUAUAGCAAAUAUUUUUCCAAACUUUCCUAAAGACUUGUGCACUAAAUCAACUAAAGGCUUUCUCCAGCACAGACAAUGUCUCCUCACCAUUCAAAAUUGUUCAAAAGACACUUAUUGUAGUAAAUGUAAAUUAUUGAAAAAUGUGUUGGCAUGUAGAGAAAAAAGGAAAGCUAUUGGUUCUAAAGAAAUGUUAGAAGUUUCUCCAUCCAAAAAGCCUAGAAUCAUUGAAAUGAGAAAAAAAGCAUAUGCAUUGCAAAGAAAGGUAACAAUUACUAAAAAAAAAAUAUGUGAUUUGCAAGAUGAGCUUAGUAAAUCACAUAAAGAUAUGGCUGAAUAUAAUGAACAAUUUAUUAAAGACAAAUUAAAUGGAAUUAAUGAAUCACAGAAAACUAUGAUCAUGGAGUGUUUUGCUGCUAGUAGAGUUAAAAACUCAAAAUCAAGACGGUAUAGUGAAAAUUGGCUCAUGUUAUGUCUUUUAUUUAACAUACGAUCUCCUUCAGCAUACAAGUACUUAAGAGCAAGUGCUCUACUUCCACUGCCUCAUCCAAAAACUGUGCGUAAGCAUUUGUCAUUAGUAAAGUCAACUUGUGGGUUUGACAAAGAUUUUUUAAAUCUUUUACAAAAAAAAAGUGAGGGAAUGCUUGAAAGAAGUAAACAUGGUGUAUUGUUAUUUGAUGCAGUAAAUUUACGGAAAAGUUUAGCUGUAAAUUCGUCAAAUUUGACCUAUUGGGGCCUAGAAGACUAUGGUGGUGAAGUAGAAAAUAAAAAUUGUCACAAAGAAUAUGCUGACCAUGCCCUAGUCUUUAUGUGGCAAUCUUUGGGAUCAAAUUUUAGUCAAACCAUAGGUUGUUUUGCAUCAAAAGGGGAAGUUAAAGGUGUAAUAAUAGCACAGCUUGUUUUAAAAGCAAUAUCACUUAUGGAGAAUAUUGGAUUAUAUCUUCAUCCUAAUUCAAAACAAAUUUCCUGGGACUACUUUAAAGAAGUUUACAAAGAAGAUAUAAAACACCCAGGAAAUUUAAGAAUGGUACCUAGGAUAACACCACAGCACCUAGAUUUGACUCCAAUGGCAAAAAUGCGAGUUCGCUUAUGUACCCAGGUUUUUAGUAUGAGUAUGGCAAACGCAAUACGUUUCUAUGAGUCAAAAGGAAGUCUUAUGCUCAAAAAUGCUGGAGAAACUGCCAAUUUUGUUGAAUUUUGGAACAAUUUGUUUGACAACUUUAAUCGGAAUUUACCGUGGCAAGGUCUUAAAUCUACUAACGAUAAAGGGUUUCAAGGAUUUGUUGAUGCGUUGCACUAUAUCAACUGUUGGGAAGAUCAAAUGAUUGAUGGCAGUAUUGGUCCAGAAGAGUUUUUAACCAAACAAACGGCUCAAGGACUUCGAGUGACGAUUACUUCUACAAUUGACCUGUCAAAAUACUUAUUAGAAACAUGUGGUUAUGAUUAUGUUCUUACUGGUAAAAUGUGCCAAGACCCACUUGAAAAAUUCUUUGGCAUUAUAAGACAAUCAUGUGGGCCAAACGAUCACCCAACAACUCCAACUUUUCUCCAUCUUUAUAAAAUUCUUUCGGUUUAUUCUGUGCUUAAGCCUCCUAAACAUGGCAACUGUACAAUUACAACUAUGGAUGCUCCUAAAAUUUCUAUAUCUGACUUAAAAGAAAUUUUUCAUAAUAAAUCUUUUCAGCGAACUGAAAAAAUUAACCAACUCAAAUUAAAAUUAGAUCAAUUAAUUGAAGAUGGCCUAUGGGAACCCUGUGAUGUGCUUCCUCAAGUUGACAACAGCAUGGAAAAUAGUACCAGAGAUUGUUUAAUCUACUAUAUUUGUGGGUAUGUGACUAAACAAAUUUUAAAAAAGCAAAAGUGUAAUGAGUGCAUAAGUUAUUUUAAAGAAGGCAACGCUGAUCAUCCCUGUGCAGAACUAGUAAAUUUAAAAACAAAUGGGAAGCUGAUGUAUCCAAAUACAGCUUUAUUUGAAUUUUUAAACAUUGUUGAACACUCUUUUGCAAAACACUGUAAUGAUUUUUAUGUAUUUGAAAAUGUAAUCAAUGAUAUAACUCAAAAUAAUUUGAAUUUUAAAUUUAGCUGUUCUUUUCAUAAAGUUGAAAUUGCUUCUGAAGUUAUAGUGUAUUACUUACAAAUGAGAAUGCGCCAGCAUACAUACCAAGAAAAUCUCAAAUUCCAAAAAGUUGCAAGAGAAAAGAAAAAAAUUGCUAAAUUAUACAAUUCAUAG
Messenger RNA from Macrosiphum euphorbiae (potato aphid), 2931 nucleotides. Lineage: Eukaryota; Metazoa; Arthropoda; Insecta; Hemiptera; Aphididae. The record is from the annotation of a GenBank genome assembly.